CGGCGCUGCCUCUGCUCCCCCGAGAGCCUCCUCGACUACGGGACUUGUCUCUGCUGCGUCAAGGGUCUCUUCUACCACUGCUCCACCGACGACGAGGAUACCUGCGCCGAUGACCCCUGCUCCUGCGGGCCGGGGUCCUGCUGUGCCCGCUGGGCUGCCAUGAGCUUCCUCUCCCUCCUCAUGCCCUGCCUUUGCUGCUACUUUCCUACCCUGGGGUGCCUCAAACUUUGCCAGCGGGGUUACGAUGGCCUGAAACGACCCGGCUGCCGCUGCCAGAGCCACACAAACACGGUCUGCAGGAAGAUCUCCUCCUCCAGCGGCACGCCUUUCCCCAAGACGCUGGAUAAGCCGGUAUGA
Molecule: messenger RNA, 357 nt
Organism: Nestor notabilis (Kea)
Lineage: Eukaryota; Metazoa; Chordata; Aves; Psittaciformes; Psittacidae
Product: protein sprouty homolog 3-like
Exons: 1
Biological process (GO): multicellular organism development; animal organ development; negative regulation of fibroblast growth factor receptor signaling pathway
Cellular component (GO): membrane; cytosol
Source: RefSeq, a predicted model, not a curated record